This is a messenger RNA of Auanema sp. JU1783, 1338 nucleotides long. Lineage: Eukaryota; Metazoa; Nematoda; Chromadorea; Rhabditida; Rhabditidae. The record is from the annotation of a GenBank genome assembly.
AUGGACAAGUUUAAGAACUUUUUGAAAGAUAAGAAAGUCGAUAAGCAUUUCAAAAAGAGCGGGCCUGGACAGAAACUCUCAAGCAGUUCCGGUCAAUCUCCUAGUAUUGUCACUGGCUCUGCUCAGGGUGGAUCGGUUGAUCGUGUUGCCGCUUCCGAUGUAGCAGCACAAGCUGCUUUGAAACGGUUGUAUAAAAAUGAUCCUUCUCAAGAGCUCACUUACAGCCAGAAAAAAAUUCAAAUGAUCGCGAAGAAAGAGUUAGAAGAAGAGCGUCAGCGUAAUGAUCCAAACAGUUUACUCAAAGAUUUAGCGCUUGCAGAGAAACAUGUCCCUGAUGUCAAAGAAUUCGAACACUCAGGAGCCAUAGAACAUGUUUAUUAUUCGUGUGAACUGUUAGGAGAUGACAUAAUGCUUCCGAAAUCAGAGCUGACUAAAGCUAUUGAACAGUUUUUGCUUGAACAAGUAUCAUGUCAAGGAGAAGAUAAUGUCAUUCCUGCUGUUCUUUUGAUCUUCUCUGUUAAUACUCGGACCCAGAGAGAAGGAGCAAUUGAUAUCCUUUCUAAGUAUGUCAAAAAUAUCAUUGAGCAUCCUGGUGAAGAUAAGUAUUGUCGCAUACGUAUGUCUAACAAAGCGUACCAGGAGAAAGUUCUUCCUGUUACUGGAUCUAUCGAAUAUCUGAAAGCUGUUGGUUUUGAGGAACAAAAUAUUUCUCCAAAGGAAGGCGAACCGUCCGAACCUUUUCUUGUUAUGACUAAUGUUGAUGAUGAGAAAACGGCUAUUCUCAUUAGUGGCUUGGAUGCUCUACAAAAUGGACAAUGUGUACCUAUCAAAGUCUCUAGAAACGAAUCUAUUUUCAUUCUAAAGCAAAAUCAGAAGAUAUCAAGUCCAACUUUGUCAAUGGAUUUCUAUGAUUUAACCGCGAGUGAAAUCAAGAAAGAGCAGCAAAGCAAAACAGAAGAAGUUGAAAAACUUCUAUCGUUAAGAACCAAGGAGAUGCGUGAGAGAGAUCAAAAACUGAGAGACUACAGAUACAAGUACAGUCUCAUUCGUAUACGAUUACCUGAUAGGUACAUGAUCCAGGCUACUUUUGGUUGUUAUGAGACUUUAGAGACAAUACGUUUCUUCAUUUCUGAACAUCUAUCCGAGGCUCAUCAAGUUGCAACCUGGAAGCUUCAAGACCCUUUAAGACCUUCUACCGUUUUAGAUGAUAAAAAAACAAUUGGAGAACUUGGCUUAGCUCCUGCUGCUGUUCUUCAUUUUGAAUGGCUUGAUGCUACAGUAGGACACUGCUUGAGCGAACGAUAUUUACAAAUCGCUAAAGAGUUCGAAAGUUCUUAA